AGCGGCGCUGCAGUGCCGGGUGCAGCUGCUCGACGGGACCGAAGUCACGGUGGAGUUGCCCAAACAUGUGAAGGGGCAAGACCUGUUUGAUCAGAUUGUGUAUCAUCUCGACCUUGUGGAAACAGAUUACUUUGGCCUACAGUUCAUAGAUACAUUCCAGAUUAUGCACUGGUUGGAUCUUUCAAAACCCAUUAAGAAGCAAAUAAAAAGUGAGCCACCAUAUAUGUUUCACUUUAGAAUCAAAUACUAUUCGUCAGAACCAAACAACCUUCAUGAGGAAUUCACAAGGUACCUGUUUGUAUUACAACUAAGGCAAGAUAUUCUUUCAGGAAAAUUGAAAUGCCCUUAUGAAACAGCUGUAGAACUUUCAGCUUUGUGCCUUCAAGCUGAACUUGGUGACUGUGAACUUCCUGAACACACUCCAGAACUCGUGUCAGAAUUCAGAUUUACUCGUAACCAAACCGAAGCAAUGGAAUUCGAAAUUUUUCAAAAGUGGAAGGAGUUCAGGGGGAAAAGCCCAGCCCAAGCAGAAAUGUGCUAUUUGAACAAAGCAAAGUGGUUAGAAAUGUAUGGGGUAGAUAUGCAUAUAGUUAAGGGAAGAGAUGGUUGUGAAUAUGCGCUUGGAUUGACACCAACAGGUAUCUUGAUCUUUGAAGGAGCAAACAAAAUAGGCUUGUUUUUUUGGCCUAAAAUCACUAAAAUGGACUUUAAAAAGAGCAAGCUGACGCUUGUGGUGGUAGAAGAUGAUGAACAGGGUAGAGAGCAAGAGCACACAUUUGUUUUCAGGUUAGAUAAUGCUAAAACAUGCAAACACCUCUGGAAAUGUGCGGUGGAACAUCACGCCUUCUUCCGGUUGCGCACGCCUGCAAACAGUAAAUCUAGCCGGUCGGAUUUUAUCAGGCUGGGAUCCCGUUUCCGUUUCAGUGGCCGAACAGAGUACCAAGCAACACAUGGGUCCAGGUUACGCAGAACCAGUACGUUUGAAAGACGGCCCAGCAAGCGGUAUCCGUCCCGAAGGCACUCAACUUUCAAAGCAAGCAACACUGUCAAAGCAUCACAACUUUGUGUUAAAAAUAAUCCAGAAAUCCAUAACCAUCAGUCCCCAUAUCACCCAAGUAUACAUUCCGGCCAAUCACACUGGCACCCUCAUGCUCCAGUGAAUAUAAGCUACCCUUUGAACAACAAUGAACUUCGCCCAUUUAAUGUUGAAGAAAAUGGUGGAACACCAUUUACUGCAAAAAUGCCUGGAAGACACCACCACCACCACCACUAUCACCACCACCACCAUGGCAGCUAUGGGCCACUUGCUCCUCCAGACAAUAAGGAAGCUGUAACUGGCACCCCAAGUCCAAACAGAGUUCCCCGUCAUUAUGAAGAUGAACCUCUCCAUUUAAAGAAGAUGGAGGUGGAAACAGUGAAAGUAGUAAGACCUUGGCCAGCUCUUCAUAUCAGCACAAACAAGGCUGAAGAUAAGAAAAUAUCAGAGAGAAAUCUUCAUCCUCCUCUGUCACCUUCCUCUGUACCUGACCAUUUGAAAUGCAACAUCCUUAAAGCUCAAGUAGAAGCAGCUUUUCGAGGAAAUGCUCAGGUUGAAAAUGAAGAUACUUCUCUGGUUAACCCUCCUCUGUUAAGUCCUACUAAGAUUUCCAGCCUGCAGGACCUUAAUGGGAGAAGUCCUCCCCCUUCACAGCCAGAGUCAACACAAACAAGUAGUGCAUCAGAUAAGCAGGAAAUCAAACCACCACGUGUGAGGAGGCUGACAAGGCAAUACAGCUUCGAUGAAGAUGAUCUUCCCCCAGCACUGGCGGCAGCAGUGGGAGCCUCUCCACCACCCUCAUCAGCAUCUCCUGCUUCACAUAAAGCAACUUCAGAAGGACAUUUUUCUUCAUGUACAAAGAGUCCUACUGAUACUGGAAGUACAUUUCCCUUGGAACCUGGAGAUCUUCUGAUGGAUUUCACGGAAGCCACACCUCUGAUAAAGACAUUCCCUGCUGCUACAUCUAAUCCUUUUUUCGAUCCUUUUCCAACACUACCACAGUUUUCUGCAGACUUCAGAGACAAUAAGCUACAGUGCUGUGUUGUACUGCCAUCUCCAAAGACAUUAUCGCCAGUUAUUCCAAGGUCUCUGGUGGAAAACAUGCCAACUCCCACCGUGCAGACCAUCCAUUCGUCUCACAAACCUAUUUCUUUGACAGACAGUGUUGAGCCUUUGAGGCAUGAACUUGAGAGAGAAAAGAUGAUGAAGAGAUUGCUGAUGACAGAAUUGUGAAACAGCUUUGUUUCAUGUGGAAAAUGGAUCAGGACCUUUUCCGUGCCUUCCACCUUGUUUACAUUCCUCUGCUUCUGUGUAUGUGAUGCAUCAUAAAAGUGUGAUGCAUCCAAACCUUUUCAAUUAAACACAGUUGGCUAAAAAAAUGCAUAAAUUUUGAGGACUUGCUUUAUAUAUUUGAUACUAUGGUCAGGGUCCACAGAAUAAUGCAGUUAGCUGUUUGAGUCCUGGGAGACUAGAUGAGUGUGUUUCCUGAGACAACAGGCCCCUGCAUCUCCAUGGUACAGUUUUUAAAGCUGGAAGUGGUGUGAACAGCAGAUUGUGAACCUGCUGUACAAAGAGAGGGGGUGGAGUUUUAAAAGUCCACUGGAUGAGACUCAAUAUGAAUCUAAGCAGCUCUGUGGGCCCAGUCUAUGAUUCCUUCUCUCCUGUAUUUCUCCAGAGGAUUUAGGAUUUUAUGUAAGUACAGAACUGGAAUUGAGGCUAAUUUUUGGUAAAUUGAAGACAAAAAGAAACAGUAAGGAACAUAUACUGAUUUCUAUUCAGAAAAAAACAUUCUGUAUAUAUGUUAAUAACUGCACAGAUAAAUGUUGUGCAGUAUAUUUUGAUAGCAUAUUUGUAUAUCUGAUAAUUGCACCAAGCUACUGCUGUUCUGUUUGUUUAUAUAUAUAUCACUUCCAUUGGUUAAUAAAUUAUCUUAAGUGGAAGAAGAAUAUCAUACCCUAGGAUUAAGUGUCCCUUGAAAAAUAAAAUAAAAUUUACAUUCCUAGUUUCCAUUAUUAUAGAAGGAAGGAGUGAGGAAAACCAUUUACAAUUUCACAGAGGUAAACCCCUGCCAUUUUUAUUUCAUUUCUGAUUUUUAAAACAUCCACAUCUACCAAACAAUUCACUGACUCUGGCCAGGAUCCUCUUGGUUUGCAUGAUCACAGAAUAGCAAUCACACAAGCAAUGUACACUGUUAUGUGGAUUGUAUGUUGUGGACUCAUGUCCUUGUUGCAUAAUUGGUUGUGUAACUGCUCAGAGGACAGCACAAACAGUCAAAAGCACUUACACAGUUGCCCUUAUAUGCACAGUGAAACCCAAGAGGAUUCUGCCCCUAGGGUUGGUCUCCACUCGAUCAUAUUAAGCAAAUCUAAAAACUUGGAGUUCUUGUAACUGAAACUCUGAGCCUGCAAACAGCUGGAUUUAAGUUCACCUUUCAUGCUAGAAAACUUUAUUCAGAAUUGUCUUGUGUAAAAACUGGAAACAUAUGCAAGCAUUGGUGGAUUGAGAGAUUUUAAAGAAUAGCACAGAAAGGUCCUCAUACUUCACGCAGAAAUCUCCAUAUCACAGUCAAAGUGAAAUAGUGCUAUCCACUGAUAUUCAAUAAUGCUUCAGCAAUGACUACUGAAGCUUGGCAAUCUAUCUCCAAGAGUCACAGAUUUCAGACAUCAAAUCUUCAAAAUACUAUCAUAUUUGAUGAUUUUGUGAUGAUAGCUUUGUAAAUUAAGCACUCUUACAGAAUGUUUCAAAUUUAGAAUACAAACUUUGCAAAGAAAAUUUAACUUUAAUGAAGAUGUUCUUAGUUUUGUCACUUCCUGAAAAUAUCCGUAGCAUAGCUUUCACUUGUUAUUAUCAAUAAAAAUUGUUACAUACACUUAGACAUGAGAAUAUUACAUACUUUCAUAUCCCAGUAAUUCAAAGUAUCUCAAUAAUUCAAAGUAAAUUUGCUUAGGCCUAUGCUUGCAAUGUUCUGAAUGACUUUACUGUUGGCUUGAGAGAUAAGGAUAAAUAAGAUGACAGUAACAAGUGACUGGCUUAAAUUGUUGACAAAAUCAAAUUACUGUGGCUCUAUUAUCACAUUGACAGUAGUAGAAGAAACCCAUUACACAAGAAAAGGCCAUUAGUGUAAGAUCUGAAGUGCACCUACUUCCCUACUGAACCUAUUUUGUAAGGAGUUGAGAGAAUAUAUUCACCCCUGCCAUAGACAUUGGAAACCAAUAAUAACUCAUAAAGUCAAUCCUUUAAAAGUUCACAGAUUUCAGAGGUGGUAACAUUAAUGAAUGGGAGUUUCUUUAAGCCACAAAUCCAUUUCUUUCAACAAUAUCUUCAUACAUAGGUUUCUCAUUGAUCUCUCUUUUGUGUACAUACUGUUACUCCUGGGGCAAUCUUUUGAUCAUUUCACCACAGAAGUUGAAGAAAAAGCACAUGUUUGAUAUCCUAGAAUUUACAGCUAUAGGAAUGUAUUACAACUUAUGUUUAAUUUAGGUGAAAUACUGAGAUUGAAUGACUGCCACAAUAUGUAGAUGCUGUUUGUUUCAAUCAAAGCACUGUGGUAUUUGUGUUUAAGAACUUCUCAUUUUGAAGUUACGGAAUUGAUAAAAUGCACCUAUGCCUCUGCAUACCUUUAUUUAUGCCCUGAAAUUGCUGAAGUGACUAAGGGUUUCACUGCCAGAGCUUUAAAGGCUAGCAAAAUCUGAGAUUCCAGAAAGUUGGUUUUGCAUGUAGACCUUUCAACACAGGCUCAGUAUGAACAAAUAUCAUGUCAGAAGCCUUAUCCUUGAAGGAGAAAAGAUUCUGUCAUUUAUCACAACACUUCCUGAUUGUCCUUAUUGUGAUAAUCACUCAACCUCUGUAUUUCCCUUGCAAUUCCUUUCUCUUGCAGUUCCUACUGCAACUUUACAUAUGCCUGUUCCAUUCCAGUCUUACAGUUCUCCCCUCUAUGCUACUUUGGUCUUAUCAUUUGCUGCACAUUCUGUGAUGUCUGCCACCCUCAUGUGACUAUUUUAAGAGGCUUAACAGGCAAUGUGCCAAUGGCCAUCAGAACUUCCCCAUUCUGAUGUGCAUUGUGUGCCAUAUGACACACUUCUUUUAUACUGAAGUGGACCAAAAGGGAGAUGAGGGGAUUAUUAUGACAAUGCCACACUCUCUUUCUAUCAUGUUGUCGUGCCAUUAUAGUGACAAAGAAGGCACACAGCGAGUUAGACAUGUAAGACGUACCAGGAGGCCAGAAUGUGACACUGGAGUCUCAAGCUCAAUGUACAAGGUUGGUUGUGGUUUUCAUGACAUUUCACUGACAUAUCCUCAUGAAAAUGUACAUUGUCAAUUCUGGGAAGGAACAAUAAGUGUAGACCCAUAUUGGAGGUGCAUGGCUGUAUUCAAAUGAUGCAGAUAAAAGCAGGAUUUACCUGUGGUGCUAUGAAAGCAAGUCUCCAAUUGCAAAGUGGGACAAACAGUCAAGCAGACCAGAAGUAUGAAUGAAGACUUGGUCAAGGUAAGGGUACUUUCUCAUGCAGAUGGCAGCAUCCAUUUGGGCUAUGUGUGGUGCAUGUGGUCAUCAAAGCUUAAAUAUAACACACUCACCAGACAGAAUGUGAUAGGAAAUCAAAUACUCCCAAACACACUGAAAUAGUUCAUCAUGUGGCUUUUUUUCACAUAAAAAUUGGUUAACAUAGAUGUUCAUUGGGAAUCAUAGGCAUACAUUGUAGGUUCUGCCAAAUACAUGCAUGCAUACAUACCAAGACACUUUGCAAGGCUAAAGUGUAAUAAAUUCCCUGUCUCAUCUCUCCCCUCCCCCUGUCCCCACCUCUGGUUUUUCUAUUAGGUACCCUUCCUAAGAGAAAUGCCAGUGAAAAUUAAGUUUGAGGUAAGCAAAGAGAUUUUUGCUUGGAUUUAGAUAUGACAUAUUGGAUAGAUCUUGAAACAUAUAUAGAUUUUUAGAAUGGAAAUUACAGCACACUGAACCUGUUUGUACUCUAUAAACUGAAAACAUGUUAUAGCCAAGUUUUGUUAUUUCUGAUGUCAGUGGUAUUUUCCAUUCAUCUUAACAUUUUACAUUAGCCAUAAGGCCAUAGCCAACGGGUACACUGUUGCAUCAUUUUAAUUCUAUGAUUUUUGAACUCCAAUCUGUAUUGGCAGGGGUCAAGAUUCAUAGGGCAGUCAUGAAGCUAAGGGGAGUUUUUCUAUUCUAGCUUAUUACAGGCAAUGAGAUCAGAGUUUGGUGGAUGAAAUGGUUUGUGUACAUGUGUAAAUAUCCCCAAUGUUAUAAUUUUAUUGGAUCUUAAGAAGAAAUGAGCUGGAUCCUUACAAAUAUGUUUAAUUGGUACAUUCUUUUUCUCAGUUUAUUUUAAACAUUGCAUAGAGUUGCCCAUAGACAUACAGCCUAACACCGAUCCUCCUGAAAAAAAACACUACACUUUCCAUUUGAAACUUUUUGUGAAGUUCUAAAUCCAUAUUAAUCUUGGUGCAAAGUUCUCAUUAAGAUGAUUUCUCAUCAACAUGGUCCACAUCAGUCUGACAUUAGUUAUUUUGGUAUUAGGCUACCCCUUCAGCUUUUCUUUUACAGACUGUUUAGCUAACAAUUGGAAUAUCGUAGUUAAAAAGUUUGAUUUAGCUGUUCUUGGAGCCUUCUUUUUGUAUAAUUCAUGUUGUCCUUUUGGGUUAACAGAAGCCUAAAAUAGGAUGCUGCUGUUUCUUUCUUUUUAAAAUUACCUGAUGCUCAAGGAGUUUGCAAUAAAUAUACUGAGAGUGACCUGUUUUUUUGCAUGCAAGAUCAGCCCCAAACACAUGUUUUUGUAAUUCUGAGUGCUGUAAAGGAAUCCUAGAACAAUAGGAGAAGGGAGAAACAUUGUUGGGGGACAUUCCUGGCAGGACCAUGCUACUUCCAUGAGCAUGGUACUAAAUGAGCAGCAGCCUGGAUCAGAAGACAGCAUGCUAUGGCAUUUGUAAGUCAACCAUGUCUUUAGAGGGAAUAUCUGUGGCUGAACUGUUUACCUGUUCCUGUAUUAAUGCCUGCAAUAAAAGAACUGACAAAAGAUGCAUGAUCUCAUGGCAAUUUGUUUCCACAUCAAAUAUUUCAGCAGCGUAUAGUCCUCUCACACUCAGGAGAGGUUACUACUUAGUCCCA
Pogona vitticeps (central bearded dragon) is the source of this 7154-nucleotide messenger RNA. It is a transcript of the gene EPB41L4B, whose product is annotated as erythrocyte membrane protein band 4.1 like 4B. The record is from RefSeq and is a predicted model, not a curated record. Gene Ontology annotation, molecular function: cytoskeletal protein binding. Gene Ontology annotation, biological process: actomyosin structure organization. Lineage: Eukaryota; Metazoa; Chordata; Lepidosauria; Squamata; Agamidae. Gene Ontology annotation, cellular component: cytoskeleton.